UCCAUAGUAGGCUUGGUAAUUCCGCUCUCCGCGCCCGUCAGCUGCGAGGAAGACAGUCACACAGUCAGACCGUCGGAAGUUUGAGGGAGAUGGGCUGAAAGGCCAACACUGACGGACAACACACUGCUAAACACCAGUUUCACAGUUGCUUAUGAGUUUGGUAAUGCACAGCUUUAGAAAUGCCGUACGUAGAUCGUCAGAAUCGAAAUUGUGGCUUUCUAGACAUCGAGGAAGUAGAGAACAGCGGCAAGUUUCUACGCCGCUACUUUAUCCUGGACACACAGGAGGGCAGCCUGGUCUGGUACAUGGAUAACCCCCAGAAUCUUCCAGAAGGAACAUCCGAUGUUGGCUCCCUCAAAUUAAAGUAUAUAUCCAAGGUUAGUGAUGCCACCAAACAGAGACCAAAGGCAGAGUUCUGCUUCGUCAUCAAUGCUGGAAUGAGGAAGUAUUUUCUUCAAGCAAAUGAUAAGCAGGAUCUAGUGGAUUGGGUGAGCGUGCUGAACAAUGCCACCAAAAUCACAGUGCCAAAGUCAGGUGAGCAGAUGCCUCAUACAGCAGACGUGGUUCCGGACACAUUGGGUGCCACGAAACAAAUGUCCUACAAAACAGAGAUUGUUGCAGGAGUGCCUAUCAUCACCGCCACACAGGAGAAAGGUGAAGCUCUGAACGGAGCUGACAAAAGCGGGGCGAGGAAAACUCCAGGUGUGCUGCCAUUUUACCUGAGUCGCUGUAACCAGGACGCAAUGGUGAUCAAAGCUGGAUAUUGUGUUAAACAGGGGGCUGUGAUGAAAACUUGGAAGAGGAGAUACUUCAUACUGGAUAACAAUAACCUUAGCUACUUUAAAUCAGAAACGGAACGAGAGGCACUACGACUUAUCUCGCUGAAUGAUGUCAAAAAGGUGCAGGAGUGUAAGCAAAGGGAUGUGAUGAUGAGAGACAAUCUUUUUGAACUGGUUACUACCUCAAGAACUUUUUAUAUUCAGUCGGACAGCCCAGAAGACAUGCAUGGCUGGAUCAAGGCUAUCUCUGGGGCCAUAGUGGCCCAACGUGGCCCUGGACGUUCGGCAGCCUCUAUGCGUCAGGCCAGACGUCUCUCGAACCCUUGUAUACAGAGGUAUACAUCCUGCAAUGGUGAAUGCGGCACGAGCAUUUCGAAUCCCCCGCCAUCGUCAUCGAACCAAGUUUCCCAGACCCUUGCGCACCCGUCCCCACCGAACUCCAUUACCCAGAAUGCCGCUCUGCCUCGGGCCCUCAGCAUGGCGUGGGAGGGGCCAGACCUCAGCAACCUGCUAAAGGGGACACGAUCGCGUUUGUCGCUCCAGGAGUCGUCCCAAAUGUUCUUCAAGUAGAUGUAGAUUCUUCAUCUCCAUGGCAACCGCGAAGCAGCGCUAAAGAGCCUUCAAACUGCUCCUUGGAUGAAGAUUUGCAGAUUACAGAGAUUUAAGAAUUUACUUGCAAAGAAAUAAGAGUGUGCUUUUCAAACAACAAAAACUUUCACAACAAAAUCAAUACAGGAGAAGAGUUUAGAGUUCUCUCAUCACCUACAAACAUCUGACCAAACUGCACAUUAUUAUAGAUUCCUAAACCAUUAAGAAGCCAAAUGUUGGGUUUACAGAAGACUGUGAUUAAGACUUAUAUUUUUGUCCCAGACUUAAAGCAAUACAAAAGAGUUUUUGCUCUUUGCUCCCCCUACAGGUUGGAAGCGGAAUUGUCCAUUA
Messenger RNA from Misgurnus anguillicaudatus (oriental weatherfish), 1718 nucleotides. RefSeq names its product pleckstrin homology domain containing, family A (phosphoinositide binding specific) member 1b (gene plekha1b). The record is from RefSeq and is a predicted model, not a curated record. NCBI's taxonomy places the organism in Eukaryota, Metazoa, Chordata, Actinopteri, Cypriniformes, Cobitidae.